This is a messenger RNA of Benincasa hispida (wax gourd), 1268 nucleotides long. RefSeq names its product NAC domain-containing protein 6-like. Gene Ontology annotation, biological process: regulation of DNA-templated transcription. The record is from RefSeq and is a predicted model, not a curated record. Lineage: Eukaryota; Viridiplantae; Streptophyta; Magnoliopsida; Cucurbitales; Cucurbitaceae. Gene Ontology annotation, molecular function: DNA binding.
UCUCUAGUCUUCUUUAACAGCCAAAACUUUAGAAAAGCUAACCAAGAUUCUAGCUUCUACCAAUCUUUAACUCGCCUUAUAAAUGUCUUUCAUUAGCCUCACCAUCUUGAUGGCCCAAUAUUUUCAUAACCCUUUGUAAUAAAACAAGCAAAAAACUGCUUCACUUCACCAAACUGUUGUUUGUUCACUCAUAAUCCAUACUUUUUAGCACUACAGAAAGGAGAAAUGACACAUGAAACUGAUCUUCCUGGCUUUAGAUUCCACCCCACUGAAGAAGAACUUCUUAAUUUUUAUCUCAAACAUGUGGUUUCUGGCAAUAGGCUGCAGUUUGAUCCUAUUGGAAUUCUUAAUCUCUACCAACAUGAUCCUUGGGAUUUGCCUGGAUUGGCAAGGAUUGGAGAGAGAGAAUGGUACUUUUUUGUGCCAAGAGACAGGAAGCUAGGUGGGAGUGGGAGGCCUAACAGAACAACCAAAAAUGGUUACUGGAAAGCAACUGGGUCGGAUCGAAAAAUUGUUAGUUUAUCAAAUCCGAAACGACUCAUUGGAUUGAGAAAGACACUUGUGUUCUACUUGGGAAGAGCAACUAGAGGAAGCAAGACGGACUGGAUCAUGAAUGAGUAUCGUUUUCCUGAUAACUCUCCAUUGCCUAAGGAUAUGGUACUAUGCAAGAUCUAUAGGAAAGCAACGUCCUUGAAAGUCCUAGAGCAAAGAGCAGCCAUGGAAGAGGAAGAUGCUAAUCCUUUUCAGGCUUCCUAUUCAUCACCUGCAUCACCAUUUGAGACGAUUUCUUUUUGCAGCCAACAGGAAGGCAUGGUUCCUUCAGUAACUCCAACCCAUGAAGUUCUUAACAAAGAAGUAGAAGUGGCAGACAUGGUGGAUGAAAAACAGGAAGAGAAACCAGUGGAGCCCAAAUCUUCCUCCACAUCUUUGCAAAUCCCAUCAGAGCUUGACAAACUGACUGAGCUUCAAGUUCCAAAACUGGAUAUGGACUGGUCCCAAGACUUAUUUUGGACUCAAUUUAACAGUCCAUGGCUUCAAACUUUGACCCCAUAUGCCAGUAUGCUCAACUUCUAAUGUUUAGACAGAGCAAUAGCCCAUAGGCCCAAAGAUAUAGGUUGUAGAUAAAUUUUGGUCUAUAAUCUCCUUGUACACCCUCCUUCAGAGCUGACUUCUAUGUAAAUUUUCUAUCCUUUUCAUCUCAAAUGUUUCCCUCAAUUUGUUUGUUUGGUUUAAUAGUUGGCUUUUAAUCUUACCUUGUGAUUUCUCCA